AGCUCCACGGGAUAACACGACCAACUCGCUGUGAGCAUUCUGUCGACAUCAAAUUAACCAAUUGUUUAUCAGGAACAGUAUUUAAUAGCAGUGAUAGUUUUCAUUCAUAGUGUACAGUGACCAGUACGCCAAUAGUGUCUAAGAACUGACCGGCUUCCUAUCAACCUACCAACUUUGAACCCGGUUUCUCUAACCAUAUUGUGUCACAAUCAGAGUCAAGCAUAAAUCAGAAGCAUGAGGGACGAGCGCGCCGGGCCGCCGCGUGUUCGCAUCGCCGUCAUCGGGAGCUCUCGCGUCGGAAAGUCAGCUUUGAUCGUCCGAUAUCUAACAAGGAGAUACAUUGGAGAAUAUCAUUCAAAUACAGAUCUCCUAUACAAACAGACAGUCCCAAUUAAUGGAAUGCCAGUCGAAUUGGAGGUCAUUGACGUCUCCGGGUCCAACACUGAUAAAUUUCCAGCGGAACAGAUACAAUGGGCUGACGCGUGUCUCUUAGUUUACUCCGUAACAGACAGAAGCAGUUUUGAAUACGCUACAGAAGUUUUGAACACAUUAAAAAAGAACCCGCCCCAAGGCAGUCCCGCGCACGGGUCAACCUCUGCAACCAUGCCUCUCGCACUUCUCGGGAACAAGACUGACUUGGAUCACUUAAGACAGGUGCCAACAAAGGAGGGUCAGGCGAUGAGCCAGGCGCACGGCGCGUCGUUUAGUGAGGCGAGCGUGGCCGACAACUCAGGCGACCUCUAUCGAUGCGUCGACCGCCUGCUCGCCGACGUGCGCCUGCCCCAGCGCACCAGGAAAUUCUCAGUCACCAAGAUGCUCGGCUCGCUAAUAGGAACUACGACGAACUCCAGCGGCACGAGUCGCAGCGGGUCUGUUGUGGCGUGUCCACGAGUGCCGGCGCCCUCGCGACCUCCUCUGGCCGCCGCCGCGCCCUGACCGCGCUGAUGCCUAGCCGGCGCCUGGCUGGCCUGCCUCCCAGUGCCCUCGAGGUUCACCUCCCCCACACCACUAUCAGCGGGAAUUUAAACAAACUUUUGGUGAAGAAAAGACGAAGUGAGACACCAGUUUAUUGGCUAAAUUAUGGAUUAGUAAACGUGAUAACAGGCAUAUUGGUAUCUUUUCUAGAAAUAUCGAUGUGAUAAAUAUUUAAUCGUGCCGUAUUUCUACAGACACUGGUGUAUGGAUAAUUCAACUCAUUUUGGCGCCCAAUAUGAUAUUGUGCGUUAUGUGCGUCUGAUACAGAGAGUGCUUACUUUUACGCGCCAAGUAGAGUUGAAUUAUCUAUGAAAUGAUUUUAUAGGAAACAAAAGAUGAUAUGAAAUGCAUACUAUAAGUGAACGUGACAAGGUAAUGUUAGUGGUAUAUGGGAAGGAGACGAGGGCUUUUGUUUACCAACAACAAUUUGGUAACUAGACAUUAAGAUAUGAACUCUAAGUGUCGGUGCAGUUAGUGCUUUAUUGUGUAUCGCUUCUAUUGGAUUAUAAAUGUGAAUG
Molecule: messenger RNA, 1493 nt
Organism: Papilio machaon (common yellow swallowtail)
Lineage: Eukaryota; Metazoa; Arthropoda; Insecta; Lepidoptera; Papilionidae
Product: ras-related and estrogen-regulated growth inhibitor-like protein
Exons: 7
Coding region: 235-936 (233 amino acids)
Molecular function (GO): GTP binding; GTPase activity
Source: RefSeq, a predicted model, not a curated record